GAAGCGCUGACGAAACUCAGUGAAAGCUACGCAUGCGCAGUGUAUGUACAUAGGUGGUGGGGACUUGAAAGAUGGCGGCGCCCGUGGAUCUGGAGUUGAAGAAAGCCUUCUCGGAGUUGCAGGUGAAGAUGAUUGACAGACAGCAGAAGGUAAAACUGUCCGACCUGCAGAUUGAUCAGCUGAACCGUGUACAUAAACAUGCCAAGCUCACGCACGCCGAGAUCGCCACGCUGCCUGAUAAUACGCGGCUUUACGAGGGUGUCGGACGCAUGUUUAUCCUGCAACCAAUGGAGGUCAUUAACAAUCAACUGAUGGACAAACAGAAGACAGCGGACGAGAAGAUCAAAGAGCUGGAGGUGUGCAUAUAGUUUCUGUUUCUGUGUAUUCGUGUAUUCCUCAGAACGAAAAUCGUGUGCUUUUCUCAUUUACAGCAGAGGAAGCUUUACCUCGAACGCAGCGUAAAAGAAGCUGAAGACAACAUCAGAGAGAUGCUUGUAUCCAGAAGGGGACCGUGAAAGAAACCCAUCAAUGAUCGGUUCUUUACAUUUUUAUUAAGUUAAACUGACUUUGUCUGUCUGUCUGCUAUCGCCACUAUGUUACUUUUUUUUAUAUCAUGAUCUUCAUCCAUGUAAUAUUAAAAGUUGCCACACAGGCCAUUGGUUAAUUACAAGUAAGUCCAAUUGAAAUUAAAAGUGUGUAUACCUUCA
This is a messenger RNA of Cynoglossus semilaevis (tongue sole), 707 nucleotides long. RefSeq names its product prefoldin subunit 1 (gene pfdn1). The record is from RefSeq and is a predicted model, not a curated record. The transcript has 4 exons. Bases 72 to 368 code for a protein of 98 amino acids. Gene Ontology annotation, biological process: protein folding. NCBI's taxonomy places the organism in Eukaryota, Metazoa, Chordata, Actinopteri, Pleuronectiformes, Cynoglossidae. Gene Ontology annotation, molecular function: protein folding chaperone. Gene Ontology annotation, cellular component: cytoplasm; prefoldin complex.